This is a messenger RNA of Zootoca vivipara (common lizard), 948 nucleotides long. The record is from RefSeq and is a predicted model, not a curated record. NCBI's taxonomy places the organism in Eukaryota, Metazoa, Chordata, Lepidosauria, Squamata, Lacertidae.
UAUGAUUGCAUUCUGUGUCCGCAAGGGAAGUUUUCUAACCAAACAGCAGACAUGGAUGAAUGCCUGCAGUGCCCACAAGAUCAAUACCCAAACAUGGAACGGGAUUCAUGUAUUCCAAAGGACAUCAGUUUCUUGUCUUAUGGAGAACCUUUGGGGAUCACUUUGGCAGUUCUUGCUCUUUCCCUUUCUUUCAUCACAACGUUGGUGCUUUGGGUCUUCAUUAAGCACCGGGAAACUCCCAUAGUCAAAGCCAACAACCGGAACCUCACCUACACUCUCCUCACCUCCCUCCUUCUUGCCUUCCUUUGUGCUUUGCUAUUUAUCGGUCAACCAGAGAAAGUGACGUGUCUUCUUCGACAAACAGCAUUUGGCAUGAUAUUUUCAGUGGCAGUUUCUUGUGUGUUGGCCAAGACAGUCAUUGUGGUCCUUGCUUUCAGAGUCACCAAACCAGGUUCCAGGAUGAGGAAAUGGGUGGGGAAACAACAGGCCAUUUCCAUUGUUCUUUCCUGUUCCUUGAUUCAAACUGUUCUUUGUUGUGUAUGGCUGGCUACAUCUCCCCCAUUCCCAGAUUUGGAUAUGCACUCUGUGACUAAAGAAAUUGUUCUGGAGUGUAAUGAAGGGUCAGUCACCAUGUUCUACUGUGUCUUGGGCUUUAUGGGCUUACUGGCCAUUGCCAGCUUCACUAUAGCCUUCCUAGCCAGGAAGUUACCUGACAGUUUUAAUGAAGCCAAGUUCAUCACCUUCAGCAUGUUGGUUUUUUGCAGUGUGUGGCUUUCAUUUGUUCCAACCUAUCUGAGCACAAGAGGGAAAUAUAUGGUGGCUGUGGAGAUAUUCUCCAUCUUAGCCUCCAGUGCUGGUUUACUAGGUUGUAUAUUUUCCCCAAAAUGUUUUGUUAUUCUGAUGAGGCCUCAGCUGAACAGUAGGGAGCAACUAAGAAGAAAGGAUUGA